Lotus japonicus is the source of this 1863-nucleotide messenger RNA. Its product is annotated as RNA pseudouridine synthase 3, mitochondrial. The transcript is spliced from 9 exons. The record is from RefSeq and is a predicted model, not a curated record. Bases 206 to 1633 code for a protein of 475 amino acids. Gene Ontology annotation, molecular function: pseudouridine synthase activity; RNA binding. Gene Ontology annotation, biological process: pseudouridine synthesis. NCBI's taxonomy places the organism in Eukaryota, Viridiplantae, Streptophyta, Magnoliopsida, Fabales, Fabaceae.
GACCAAGAAAAAAAAAUCCCCAAAUUCAGAAUAGGAACCCUAAUUUCCCCCGGCCAAUAUCUCUCAAGUCUCACCUUCCCAUAGCUGCUGCCCAAACCACCUCCGACCACCGCUCCGCCCAUUCCCGACCACCGGCGACCACUCCGGUCUCCGGCCACCGUGUUUCUGGUAAUGGACUAGUGUUGUUUAUCUUUGUUGGGGACAGAUGCUGAAUCACGUGAGCAGAAACAAUAGCUGGUCAUGGCUAUCAUCAGCAGUGAGGCACUACUCUAGAAUUCAGCCCCCAAGGCCUGUUUGUGUUGAACCAGUAAUCAGAGUAUCUAACAACAUUGCCCGCUUGGAUGUGCCCAAAGAAGGCCCAAAACCCAGACAGAUACUAUCAUUGCCUCCUUUUCCUGGUCACCCCUUGCCUGGUGCUUCUGGGCAGCAGCGUGAUCAUGUCACAGCAGUCAAUUGGAUUAAGUAUUACUUCAAGGGCACAUGGGGUUCCGUUAUCGAGUCUCAUUUUAGGAAGGGGCUUGUGCAAAUGGAGGACCUGAUUGCUGCCGACUCUUUCACUCAGAAGGAUGAGCGGAUGAAACCUAUGCGAAAGAUGAGACCUAAUGACGUAAUGAAGCCUGGAGCCAGACUUCACGUCCCUGUAUCAAUGGCUGAGACUAGGAUUUCGAAAAGAUAUGAUGCAAUACCAAGUGGAACACUGUAUCCAAAUGCUGAUGAAAUUAAGUAUCUGCAAAGGCUUGUGAUAUACAAGGACUCUGCUAUUAUUGUGCUGAAUAAACCUCCAAAAUUGCCUGUCAAGGGUAAUCUUCCAGUUCAUAAUAGCAUGGAUGCAUUGGCUGCUGCAGCACUGUCCUAUGAUUAUGAUGAGGGUCCUAAACUGGUUCACCGUCUUGACAAAGAGAGUAGUGGCAUCCUAUUAUUUGGGAGAACAAAAGAUAGCGUAUCUCAUCUUCAAUGGUUAUUCAGUAACAUUAACAGCGCAAAAUCUUCUUGUAAGGCUUGGAAUGAUGCAUGUGAAGCUACAUAUCAGAGGUAUUGGGCAUUGGUCAUAGGGACUCCCAAUGAGAAGGAAGGCAUAAUUCACGCUCCUCUUUCUAAGGUACUUCUGAAUGAUGGGAAGACUGAGAGGGUCAUGCUAGCUCAUCAUUCAACUAUAGAACCUCGCCAAGAGGCUGUGACUGAGUAUCGAGUGCUUGGUCCAAAGAUAAAUGGGUGCUCAUGGGUUGAGCUGCGUCCACUUACUUCCCGGAAGCAUCAGUUGCGUGUCCAUUGUGCUGAAGCACUCGGCACACCAAUAGUAGGUGACUAUAAGUAUGGCUGGUUUGUGCAUAACCGAUGGAAACAAAUGCCGAGAGUCGAUAUUGAGCCAACAACUGGAAAACCAUACAGGAUGAGGAGGCCAGAAGGCCUAGAAGUUCAGAAGGGAAGCGUUUUGUCCAAGGUCCCUCUACUGCAUCUUCACUGCAGAGAACUUGCGCUCCCCAACAUUUCUAAGUUUCUGCAUGUUUUUGAAAAGAGCCCUGAAGAACUGCACCCUUCACUUAGGGAGCAGCCUGAUGUUCUUCGCUUUGUUGCAACAAUGCCUUCACAUAUGAGGAUUAGUUGGAAUCUUAUGUCUUCGUAUUUAGUUUGAGAAAAAGUGCAAUAUUGAAUUGGUUGAUUAACUAUGGGAAAAGAAAUAGAUGUCAUUAAGUUUAGGGAGGUCUGUUAUUUUUUGGCAUUUAAGAUUUCCAUUACUACAGCAUAAGAGGUUUAGGUCUAAUUAAAUUUUAGUAUUGGCAUAUGAUUGAAAAAAUCAAGAACCUGUUUCCUUUGUAUUCUCAUUUUCUAUCCCGCUAAUUAAAAUAAUUAACAUUUCAGUUA